Tachysurus fulvidraco (yellow catfish) is the source of this 1549-nucleotide messenger RNA. RefSeq names its product ATPase H+ transporting V0 subunit ca (gene atp6v0ca). Lineage: Eukaryota; Metazoa; Chordata; Actinopteri; Siluriformes; Bagridae. Bases 201 to 662 code for a protein of 153 amino acids. Gene Ontology annotation, cellular component: proton-transporting V-type ATPase, V0 domain. The record is from RefSeq and is a predicted model, not a curated record. Gene Ontology annotation, molecular function: proton-transporting ATPase activity, rotational mechanism. The transcript is spliced from 3 exons. Gene Ontology annotation, biological process: proton transmembrane transport.
CUUCUGGAUCGCCAUUUUCUUCCUCCUCUCCGCCGGCGAUCUGCUGUUCUUUGGUGAUUCGUGACUCCGCUCUUAGACUCUACGGAUCUUCUGAGCCUUUGACAUUCUUAGGGUCACUCCUGAAAGCUUUAACGCUUUAGACUGAGGGCAUUUCGGCUCGUUUUCUUUUCUCUGCUGCUAGUUUGUCUGUGUCCUGAAGGAUGUCCUCCGACAAUCCCGAGUAUUCCCCCUUCUUCGCAGUGAUGGGCGCCUCAGCAGCGAUGGUCUUCAGCGCACUCGGUGCUGCUUAUGGCACAGCCAAGAGCGGCACAGGCAUCGCUGCUAUGUCGGUGAUGAGGCCGGAGCUCAUCAUGAAGUCCAUCAUUCCCGUGGUCAUGGCAGGUAUCAUCGCCAUCUACGGCUUGGUGGUGGCUGUACUCAUUGCUAACAACAUUUCAGACAACCUCCCUCUCUUCAGGAGUUUUCUUUACCUGGGUGCUGGGCUGAGUGUGGGUCUGAGUGGCCUUGCUGCCGGCUUUGCCAUCGGGAUCGUAGGAGAUGCAGGAGUUCGAGGCACGGCCCAGCAGCCUCGUCUGUUCGUUGGCAUGAUCCUUAUCCUGAUCUUUGCUGAGGUUCUGGGGCUUUAUGGGCUUAUUGUUGCCCUUAUCCUCUCCACCAAGUAAACAGCAUUAAUAAGAAUAAUAAUUUAUAAAUAUAGUGAUACAAAUACCCACCCACUACACACACAAACACACACAAAUACCAACUCUAACAUCCACUUAAUGAAACAACAAUUGACUACACCACAUGAACAGAAGAGAGGGGAGUGUGUUUGUGUGUAUGUAAGUGUGUGCGUGCGUGUUUGUGCUUGGUGGGCAAUUAAAUGUAUGAGAGAGCUCUCCUCUCUGUGUGUAUUAUAGUAGCCUGACGUGCGUCUCCUUGUAAAUGCGCUGUGUAGCUUGUGAAUUUGUCCUGUUGGUGUUUAGAUUGCUGCCCCUAACUUUACUGCUACACUUGUUUGUCUGCAUUUUUAUUUUCCCCUCUUGUAUGACGAACAAAUCAUCUUGUUUUUUUUGUUUUUUUCUAUUUUGGGACCAUUUGCCGAUUAAUACUAAGAUAAGGACUUUAAAAAAAAAAAUUAAAAAAAGGUGCAUUUUCACUGAUUAUUUAUGAAGAUUUUGAAAUGUUCAUGAAAUUGUUUAAUUGAAAGUCUUUAUUGAAAUCCCAGUGAUCUCUCUAUAUAUAUAAACAGAAAUAUAUAUAUCUGUAUAGGUAGGUGAAUUGCACUGUGGGUAAUUUGUGCUUGGAGUUCCUCUGGAUGUAAUCAUCGGUUACCAUGCAAAUUUUGUUGUCUGUAUCAAAAAGUUAUUGGUGUGGAAAUUUACAGAGCGUGCCGUCUGUGAGUGUAUGCACGCAUAUGUUUGUGUGAAUGUGUAUGUUUUAAUUCUAAGGUGACAUUCUUUGAACAAUGUGUAGCGUUAUACCUGUAGCUACUACUGUUUCUGGUUGCAUUGAUGGGCACACACCAGCCCAGCCCGUCCUGUUUCCAAAUAAAACUUCCUCAACUUCC